ACUGCAUGACGUCAUUUAUCCUGCAAACUUGAGAUACAACAAAACUGAAAGGGGUUAUUUUCCCUCCUUUAAAAAUUACGGGAUUAAGCCAAAUAUUUCCCUAAAAGUGAUUUUUAAAGUUCUUCGAUGAGUAAUUAAAAAAAAAACUAAACAUAACUUAACUGGAUCAAUAUGACAACUUUCUAAAACAAAUUUGAAGAAAAUAAAAUCACGACGCACUCCGCAAUUAUGGAGGAACUUGAAGGUACAGAUGGACGCUGCUGUGCAGGUUGCAGACGAACAAUCCAAGAUGCUGUAUAUGUGACGGUUCUUCAAGGAACUUGGCACAAUUCCUGUUUUAAGUGUUCGGAGUGCUGUGACCGUCUGACCAACUGGUACUAUGAGAAGGAUGGUCAGCUAUACUGCCGUAAACACUACUGGGAGAAGUUUGGAGAGCUGUGUCAUGGCUGCUCUCUGCUCAUGACUGGACCUGCCAUGGUGGCUGGAGAAUACAAGUAUCAUCCAGAGUGCUUUGUGUGUCUGAGCUGCAAGGUGGUCAUUGAGGACCGCGACACAUAUGCCUUGGUGGAGCGCUCCAAACUGUACUGUGGGAAGUGCUACAAGCAGGUCGUUCUGGCACCCAUGUUGGAGAUGCGUUCGGCUGAUUCGGCUCUGGACUCCCUGCCUCACACGGUCACCCUCAUCUCCAUGCCCUCCGCAACAAACAGCAAGAGGGGCUUCUCUGUCUCUGUCGUAGGGGACGUGGCCAGCAGUUCAGCCAGCGUGCAGGUCAAAGAGGUCAGAGGGAUGCAUAUUAGCCCAGAAGUUCGGAAUGCCAUCCAUGUUGGUGACAGGAUCCUGGAGAUCAAUGGUCUUCCAGUUGGGACCUUGAUGGAGGAAGAGGUGGAGGAACUCAUCCAUCGGACCAGUCAGACGCUGCAGCUGCUCAUAGAGUACGAUCCAGUCAGGCAGCGGUUGGACAAGCUCAGACUGGGGUCCUCGCACAACCGCUUGGGGGUCCCCGCCACCUCCCGCAUGCGCCUGUCUUCGCCCUCCGACAGUGUCCUGGAGCGGACAGACGUGGUGGAUGAUUGCAGCCUAAAGAGGAGGUCUCUGAGACGUAGCAACAGCAUCUGUAAGUCCCCUGGUCCAGACUCUCCCAAGGAGCACCCUUUCCUGAGCCGGGACAUUGGACGGUCUGAAUCCCUGCGCUCAUCCAGCAGUUGCUCCCAUCGCAUCUUCCGUCCCUGUGACCUCAUCCAUGGAGAGGUGCUGGGCAAGGGCUUCUUUGGUCAGGCUAUCAAGGUGACCCAUAAAGCCACUGGGGAGGUGAUGGUGAUGAAGGAGCUGAUUCGCUGUGAUGAGGAAACACAAAAGACCUUUCUGAAGGAGGUCAAAGUGAUGAGAAGUCUGGAACAUCCCCAUGUGUUAAAGUUUAUCGGUGUGCUAUACAAGGACAAGAGGCUGAAUUUAAUAACAGAGUUUAUUGAGGGAGGAACACUGAAGGAUUUCAUUAGAGACAUGGACCAGUUUCCAUGGGAGCAGAGGGUCAGCUUUGCUAAAGGCAUCGCUUCUGGAAUGGCCUACUUGCAUUCAAUGAGCAUUAUCCACAGAGAUCUAAACUCUCACAACUGCCUGGUAAAACUGGACAACACAGUGGUAGUGGCAGACUUUGGGUUAUCCCGGCUUAUGGUGGAGGAGAAGGUCAAGCCCCCUCCCCCUGAGAAACUGACAAAUAAGAAGAGGGUGUUCAGGCGCAUUGACCGUAAGAAGCGCUACACAGUGGUGGGAAACCCCUACUGGAUGGCUCCAGAGAUGCUGAACGGUAAACGAUAUGAUGAGAAGGUGGACAUUUUCUCCUUUGGUAUUGUUCUUUGUGAGAUUAUUGGGCAGGUGAAUGCAGACCCUGAGUGCCUUCCCAGGACCUAUGACUUUGGCCUGAAUGUUGCCAAGUUCAUAGAGAAGUUUCUCCCUGACGACUGUCCACCAGCUUUCUUCCCAUUGGCAGUGGCUUGUUGUGACCUCAUCCCUGAAAACCGGCCGGCCUUCCAGAAGCUGGAGGACUGUUUUGCAGCCCUGGCCCUCAGCCAGGAGAUGGGCAUCCCGCUGCCAGCCGAGCUGGAAGAGCUGCACCAGAGACUGUGUCGACUCCACCCCCCCACGUCAGCCCCGGCACCAGCCCCCUGCCCAGUCCCUACACCAGCCUCAGUUCCAGAUCCAACGCCAGCCCUUCCAGGAGAGCACAACCUGGCAGACAAUGGCACCUAGCACAAUCACCUGCUCCUCUAAAUCUCCCAGACCACUCUCCGGUUAUCUUACUGGGCUGGUGCUGCAUUAACACAGCUGGUGGAGAGGGGAAGGCAGACCUAACGACCGGAGCUAGCUGGUCCGAGCUCCGCUCUCUGUGUGCAAGGUUCUUAUGGUCUGCAGUGGAGGUGUGAGUGACCCUACAACUGUGUACCAGAGAGCUGAAAUGCAGUGUUUGAAGACAAGGGAGGAGCAACAUUUCAAUAAGGAGGCGUUUUGGCAUUUAUAUUGAUCUCUUCUUUUUUACCCCCAUAUAAGCACAUGCUGUGUUUUCCACAUCGAUCUACUACCAGAACCUGCUGUGUGGCACCCUGUGGAUCAGUUCUGUCUCUUGAAAAGGAUUAAUCAUAUUAAGUGUGACAGCAUUUCCUAUUAAUCCUCAUGUGAACGCUGUUGUUGUUUUCAUCUCAUCAGCCGGGGUCUGAAGUUGGGUGUUUGAUAUAUGUGGAGAUGAGACUCAGCCCAAGAGAAGACUCUCUGCCAGCACAUUGCAGAAGGAAAAAGGACGUUACAGACUGAUGUCUGAGAGUUAGCCCAGGACAAGGGGGUUUGGAGUGAAGUAUGACCAGUCUCUGAAGAGGCCGUUUAAGCGUAAUUGUCAUUUGGAGCGGUUGACGUGAGUUCAUUCACUGAGGGUGGUUUUAACAUGUAGCACAACUUCAUAAACUGACUGGUACCUUUUUAUGCGCUCCAAAAUCUCAGCUGCUGAUUGACAAUUUGAACCAGAACUCGAUUGAGCUCUUGGAGACAUCUGACCACUUACUGAAAAGUGAAUUGCAUAAUUAAAACUGGAUUUCUUUUUUUUUUUUGGGCUGUAAGAGAUGUAUAGAAAUGUAUAUAUCAGCCUAUAUCAGCAGUUUCUUACGGGAAUCAAGGGUUUGUAGAUUUUAUGACAUUUUGUAGAAUAUAAAAGCUAAAGGUUUUGUUAGCAUAAUCUUUUGAAGGUACUGACUUGUAUAAAUUGUAACCACUGUCAUUUAUAUUACCAUAAUGUUUAAC
Molecule: messenger RNA, 3285 nt
Organism: Esox lucius (northern pike)
Lineage: Eukaryota; Metazoa; Chordata; Actinopteri; Esociformes; Esocidae
Gene: limk2
Product: LIM domain kinase 2
Exons: 16
Coding region: 229-2247 (672 amino acids)
Biological process (GO): actin cytoskeleton organization; protein phosphorylation
Cellular component (GO): cytoplasm; nucleus
Molecular function (GO): protein serine/threonine kinase activity; ATP binding; protein binding
Source: RefSeq, a predicted model, not a curated record